CUCUCUCUGUGUCUCUCUCUACGGAGAGUGACCUGACCUUGAAAUGGGUUUGAAACUCAUUGGCGUAAAACAGCUCUGAGCCUUCAAUUCCUCCAAACUUUCAAAUCCAUAAUUAUUUAACACAGAAAAAGAAAAGAAAAAAAAGGAAGGAAAAUGAAAAAUACCAAAAGUUCCGUAGUUUGAAUCCGACAGAUCCAGUUCGGAUCCUCCGAUCCGUUGUCAGCAUCUUCAUUACCCUCUCUAUCUCUCUCGCGUAGAUCUUUCAAAGCUUCUAAGCAAAUCUCUGUGGCUAAAAUCAAUGGAGAUUUGAUCAUUGCACGCUUUUCGAGUGUUCUUGGAUUGAUGGACUCGGAUAAUCUUGUACCCAUUGAUGGGCUUGAGACAAACCAUCAGAAUGGCGUGCAUGAGCACCUCCCUGCUUCUGGAGAGGAUGGUAAUGUUCUAGAUAAUGUAAAUGGGACUGUCUGUAAAAGUUCAGGGACUGCAGUGCCAAAUGGGAAUAUAGAGAAUGUUGUCAAAUUGGAUGGUGAUGCAACUGUUAACUCAUUUACUGGGGAAAUCAAUGAGGGAUCAAAUGUUCCCUCAACAUCUAAGGACGGGGAAGUGAAAAAUGCACAUCAUUCAAAGAAAUUCAACCCUCAUAAGGCUCAAGGCAAGAGCAAAAAUGAGAAGCUCCCAAGCCUGAAAACUACUUCAGCAGCUUCGGUUGUGAAGAACAAUGAUGGAAAAGAUGUCGACCUAACAUCUACUUCAAAUGGUUCAGUUGGUUUGAAUUCGCGCCCAAAACAGCCCUCUAAAAGCAGCUCAUUCAAUGACAGGCAGGUUCAGUUAUCCAAGCAAUCUGGAAAGUCUGAUGCAGUGUUGUCUGAAGUGGGCAUGGAUAAGGCAAAACUGAAGCCCUUGAAAAAGGGAUCUGGUAGUAAAGUUGAAGACGCAGAACCUUCCUUAAGUCCCACAGGAGGAGAUGACAAACCUCGCAAGGUUGGUAUGCUCCCAAACUAUGGUUUCAGCUUUAGGUGUGAUGAACGAGCCGAGAAACGAAAAGAGUUCUACACUAAACUCGAAGAAAAGAUUCAUGCAAAGGAAUUAGAGAAGAAUAACUUGCAAGCCAAAUCCAAGGAAACACUAGAAGCUGAGAUUAAGAUGCUCAGGAAGAGUUUGACCUUUAAAGCGACACCCAUGCCAAGCUUCUACCAGGAGCCUCCGCCUCCUAAGGUGGAGUUGAAGAAGAUACCAACAACAAGAGCUAAAUCUCCCAAGCUUGGCCGAAAGAAGAGCUUUGAGGCUGAAGGGAACAGUGGCAGUGUUAGGACAGGUCGGCUAAGUCUGGAUGAGAAAAUUUCCAAGGAAAACCCUGCCAGAGGUCUUUCUCCCAUCCAACCAAAGAAGCCCCAAAGAAAGUCUCUUCCUAGACUACCUUCUGAAAAGACCACUUCAUCCAAUGCAACUAAUGCAGAAAAAAUUACUUCAUCUAAAGCUACACAUGGGGAAAAUACCGCCUUAUCCCAUUCAAAGAAUGAAGAAAAGACCACCUUGCGCAAUGCAACAAAUGAAGUGGAGAUUGCUGUAUCCAGUGUAACAAACGGUCCUUCUCCAUCCAUUGCUCAAGAGGAGGCGGCAGUUCCCACAGCUGAGGCAGGUGAAACUCAGGCACAUAAAGAUUAUGUGGUAGAAGAGCAGCCUCAACCCACCUUGAUUCAAGAACCGACACCAUUGGCGCACUAAACAAAAUGCAGCAAAAGAAUGGGAUGUGCGCUUCCGGAGCCCCGUCUAGUUCCUGAAAAUAAGAGGUAUAAGACCUGAAAUUAUUUGACGAUGAAGGCACAAAGGAUUUUCGUUAUGGUUUGUGAUGUCGUCCUGUCCAUAGUCAGCAGCAUUGGUCAUUUUGUGUGCUUGCUUUCACGGUUGAGUUUGCAUUCCAGCUUGCAGCACUGUAUGUAACUAUUUGUCAGGUGGUUGUUACUUUAAUCUAUAAAUUGUUCAAGAAUGCGUUAGUUGUCUGGUCUUUGGAAAUAUUUAGGGAAAAUUUUGGGAGAAUCUGCCAUUAGAUAUAGUUCAGGAUGGAAUAUAUUGUUUGUUUAAAGCCUAUUCUGUUGAACAACUGGGGUAUAAUUGUUAACGAAGGCUGAUUUUGUGUUGGGACUU
Messenger RNA from Alnus glutinosa, 2145 nucleotides. RefSeq names its product protein WVD2-like 5. Gene Ontology annotation, molecular function: microtubule binding. The transcript has 9 exons. The record is from RefSeq and is a predicted model, not a curated record. Bases 343 to 1725 code for a protein of 460 amino acids. NCBI's taxonomy places the organism in Eukaryota, Viridiplantae, Streptophyta, Magnoliopsida, Fagales, Betulaceae.